Molecule: messenger RNA, 1316 nt
Organism: Elaeis guineensis (African oil palm)
Lineage: Eukaryota; Viridiplantae; Streptophyta; Magnoliopsida; Arecales; Arecaceae
Product: protein LATERAL BRANCHING OXIDOREDUCTASE 1
Source: RefSeq, a predicted model, not a curated record
CUACUCUCAAUCAAUAAUCCUUUCGCACGUAAGAGGAAAAGUCGAAUCAAUAAUCCUUUCGCAGGUAGAGGAAAAGAUAAUGGGUACUCUGGUGGAUCCAGCCUUCGUCCAAGCUCCCGAGCACCGUCCCAAAUCCACCGGCACGGAGGAGGCCGUUGGCAUCCCACUGAUCGACCUCUCCCCCCUCCUCCACUCCCCCAUCCCCGCCACCGGCAGCGCCGCCACGCCGGCCAUCUCCAGUCUGCUAGCGGAGGUGGAGGCGGCGUGCCGGGAUUGGGGGUUCUUCCAGGUGAUCAACCACGGCGUUCCUUCGGAGCUCCUAGACAACCUCAUGGCAGCGUCCAAGGGAUUCUUCGCGCUGCCGGCGGAGGAAAAGCGGCGGGUGAGGAAGGAUGAGGUGAAUCCGCUCGGCUACUUCGACACGGAGCACACCAAGAAUGUAAGGGACUGGAAGGAGGUGUUCGACUUCACCGUCCAGGAGCCGCCCGUGAUCCCGGCGUUGGCCGAACCCAGAACUGCUGAGUUCCUAACGUUUAAGAACAGGUGGCCAGAGUAUCCUCCAGGAUUCGGGGAAGCCUGUGACAAAUAUGCAAAAGCUGUGAAUGAGCUAGCUUUCAAGCUAUUGGAACUGAUUGCACUGACCUUGGGCUUGCCUGCCAAGCGAUUGAAUGGGUUCUUUAAAGAUCAAUCUAGCAUCAUCCGCCUCAAUCGCUACCCUCCAUGCCCCUCCCCUCACCUUGCCCUAGGCGUUGGCCGGCACAAGGAUGGCGGAGCCCUCACCAUCCUGGCUCAAGAUGAUGUCGGUGGGCUUGAUGUUAAGAGACGGUCUGAUGGUGAGUGGAUCCGUGUCAAGCCAAUUCCCAACUCUUAUAUCAUCAAUAUUGGUGACACUUUUCAGGUCUGGAGCAAUGAUAAAUAUGAGAGUGCCGAACACAGGGUGUCUGUGAACUCAGAGAGGGAGAGACUCUCUAUUCCCUUCUUCUUCAAUCCAGCACAAUAUGUGACAGUGCAGCCAUUAGUGGAGCUUAUAGAUGAAAAGAAUCCGGUUAAGUACAAUGCAUACAAGUGGGGGGAGUUCUAUAAGACAAGGCAAAAUGGCAACUUUAAGAAGCUGGAGGUGGAAAAUAUUCAAAUUUAUCAUUUCAAGAAGGCAGUAUGAUUUGCUCAAAAGUCUUCCUAUGGAGAUGAUUGUUAUCUGAGCCAUACAAAGGAGUGUUAUGUUGAUAUAAAACCUAUUGCGUAUUCCCAGUUACCAAUGUAAUCACUAUGUCAUACAUGUAUACAAUAAAGAAUUAUAUAUUUACAUAUUUAUAUCA